AUGGAGGAUGUGGUGGCUGAAACCCUCAAAAUCAUUCAUAAUGAAGGAGAUUCAUUUUCCCAAAGGGCAGAAAUGUACUACAGGAAAAGGCCACAGCUAAUAGUUUAUAUGGAAGAAGUCUUUCGAGCGUACAGAGCAUUGGCAGAGAGAUAUGACCAUCUAUCAAAGGAACUCCAAAGUGCCAACCGCACUAUUGCCAGUAUUUUCCCAGAACAAGUCCAAUAUAGAACAGAUGACGAUGAUGGUGAAGAAAGUUUCCAUGAAACAAAGUCAUCAUCUCUAGACCCCAACAAUCAAACACCAAAAGAAGGCAUUCCUAAAGCUCCAAAUAUCCCAAAAAAUUUUAGAAGCCGUUCCAUGAUUGUGUCUAGGAAGGGUCCAGUUAGGAGGACUGCUAGCUCUGCAAAGUCCCCUCCCACUAGUCCUAGAUCGGGUCUGACUAAGGCUGAAGCACUCGCAGAAGUUGACAGGCUUCAGAAAGAAAUAUUGGCACUACAGACUGAGAAAGAAUUUGUAAGGAGCUCGUAUGAGCAUUCCUAUGAAAAGUAUUGGGAAAUUGAAGACAAGAUUACAGAAAUGCAGAAAAGAGUUUGCAGAUUGGAAGAUGAGUUUGACAUUAGUAAUAUCAUAGAAGAUAAUGAUGCACGAGCUUUGAUGGAAGCAACUGCUCUAAAUGCAUGCAAAGAAACCCUGGUUAAGUUGCAAGAGGUACAGGCACAAUCAUCUGAAGAGGCUAAAGAAUCAUACGAAAUGGUUAAGGAAGCUCAGGGCAAGCUUAAAACCCUUAGAAACCAAUACAUUUCUAAGCAUAAGAGUCAACAAGACAAAGGAGCAGAACCAAAAAGCAUAGAAGAAGAUCUGUUUAGCUUGGAAGAAGAAAUACAUGAGGGUGAAGUGGAGCUGUUGCUAGACAUGAUUAAUGAAAAGCUUGACAAAGAUUCAGGUAGUCCCCUCACUAUGGACGAAAUGGCGGAGAAGAUUGAUGAGCUUGUAGAUAAGGUUGUUACCCUGGAAACUGCGGUCUCUUCUCAGACUGGCUUGGUAAAGACACUGAGAUCAGAAGCAGAUGUACUUCAAAAAAGUAUACUUAGCUUGGAAGAGGAGAAGGAAGUGCUGAUAAAAGAUUCACACCAAACCAAAAAGAAGCUGGAGGAAGUGGAAGAGGAGUUGAGGAGAGUUAAAAUUCUCAAUCAAAGAGUCAAAAGGCAAGAGAACAGCCUCCGAACACUAGUUAUUGAGGCUAGUUGCGAUCUUGAACAUCUUUCAGGAAAAAUGAAUGAUGUGAAGCUAGUUGAGGAGGGAGAGGACUUGCUACUUUACGAAAACCGAAGUGCACCAGAUGGAGAACUAAAAAAGGAGUCUGAAAAACCAGGUAAUAACACAGAAACCAUGAAGGAUGUUAAGACAACAAUGGAGGAAAAGGAAGAUUAUAGUGUGAAUUUUGGUGAUGUUAAAAAUGAAGAUAACAAGUACAAUUUGAAUGAAAAUAUUGAUUUAAUGACUGAAAAGAUUCCAGAGCUAAUGCUGCAGAAUAAGGAUGAUUUGUCUGAGUCAAAGAGUAAUCUUGACACUGAAUCACUUGAUCAGGGGACUAUUGAGAAAGAUGAACCGAACUGGAGUCAGAUGUUUGCAAGUGGAUUAGAUGACAGAGAAACCAUUCUGACAGAAUUCAAUUCAGUUUUAAAGAACUACGAGGAUGUAAAGGGCAAGCUCAAUGAUGUUGAGAAGAAAAACCGGGAUAGCAUUUUCGAGUUGGCACUUCAGGUAAAAGAAUUGAAGGAUACAGUUGAAACUAAGGAAAAAGAGAUAACCAUUUUACAGCAGAAGCUGACCUCUUCAGAAGCAAAUCCUGAAGAAAGUCCUCGCACCACUUUAACAGAUUAUAACUACAAACCACAAGAAGCACUUCUUGGAAUUGCACCUCAAAAAACUGCCACACAAGACCCUAAAAAUCCAUCUUCAAACACAGAUGCAGGUGCAGUUGGUACUUCUUACAGAGAUCAACACCAACAAAAUGUUGAGAAAAAGGCAAAGUUUGGCAUACUAGUGAAGGUGAGACCAAACCAGUAUCAUAAGAGUCAUUCACUUUCAACCUUGGAGAAGAAAUUUCGUUCAGCCAUUGAUCGUUUGCUAGAGGAGAACUUGGAGUUCUGGUUGAGGUUCAGCACCUCAGUGCAUCAGACACAGAAGUUCCAAAACUCCAUACAGGACUUGAAAUGUGAGCUUAGAAACAUAAGGAACAGCAGUAUGUCCCAAGAGAACUUAAAUUCCAUGCAAUCUGAAAUAAAGCCCAUAAUUAGACACCUGAGAGAGAUAAGAAGUGAGUUAUCCUUAUGGCUGGAACACAGUGAAGUGUUGCAUGAAGAGUUAAAAGGUAGGCACCCUUCAUUGUGCACCUUACAAGAUGAAAUAGCAAGAGCAGCCAAUCCAAAUGGUGCAUCAAAUAUGGCAGAACUAAGUGGGUAUCAGGCUGCAAAGUUUCAAGGUGCGGUUUUCAACAUGAAGCAGGAGAACCACAAGGUUUGUAGUGAACUGCAAGCAGGUAUCAUUAUUGUGAAGGGAUUGCAAGAUCAAGUUGAGGAGAUGCUAGAAGAACUGAGUCAAGAAAUGGGGGCUAACAAUCAAGAUCAAAUUACAAAACAAUCCACAAAUCGUAAGAUGCCCUUGAAGUCUUUUCUGUUUGGAAUGAAGUUAAAGAAACAAAGGCAACAGGUCACUACAUGUGAGCAUCCAACAGAACAGAGACAAAACAGCCAUCUAGCAACUGAUGGUGCCCCUGAAUAG
This is a messenger RNA of Sphenostylis stenocarpa, 2784 nucleotides long. The record is from the annotation of a GenBank genome assembly. NCBI's taxonomy places the organism in Eukaryota, Viridiplantae, Streptophyta, Magnoliopsida, Fabales, Fabaceae.